Hydractinia symbiolongicarpus is the source of this 3000-nucleotide messenger RNA. Its product is annotated as zinc finger MYM-type protein 1-like. Lineage: Eukaryota; Metazoa; Cnidaria; Hydrozoa; Anthoathecata; Hydractiniidae. The record is from RefSeq and is a predicted model, not a curated record. The transcript has a single exon. Bases 737 to 2734 code for a protein of 665 amino acids. Gene Ontology annotation, molecular function: protein dimerization activity.
AUAAACAAACUAAACACUUGUUAGAAUGAUUUAUAACCGAUUUCCACUCUUUUAUUUAUUUAAAACGCGUGACUCUUAUACUUGCUGCAUGGAAAUGAUGAUGAAAUUGGAUGGAAACUACAUUCUGAUCGUGUUUGCUGCAUGAAAAUGAUGAUGAAAUUGGAUGGAAACUACAUUCUGAAAAUAGUGUUUGUGAGAAGACGAGAACGAGUUGGACUGACUUCAAAAAAAAAAAAAAAAAAAACGUGUAAGAAUAUAGAAUUAACAAAGUAACAGACUAAUUUAAAAAAAUGUGAAAAUGCCGAAGAAAACAAGUGAUUUAUCAAAAUGGCUCAUUAGACCUGAAAAGUAAGUGACUUAUUAAUAAAUAAAUAUUUAAUUACUUUGUUAACCCCACCACUGCUUUUUAAUUCAUCCCAUAACUGUUAUCCAAGCAACCUUUACACUUGUUUUGCUUUUCAGACGAACAAACGAAGAAGCAACAACAACACCUACAACGACGACACCUACAACGACAGCACCAACAAACCCGGAGAAUAAUUUUAAGGAAACAACGAGUGAUCCAUCUAAACCGAACCAACCUCGUUCUUUGAGUUUUCCAAAAACAACGUUUGGUAAAGAUCCGAAACAAAGAUCGUUUAACCCAACAUGGUUUGACAAGUUCCUCUGGUUACAUUACGACCAAAAUAAAGACGCUGCUUUCUGCUUUACUUGUCUCAGUGCUCUUAGAAAAAGCAUGAUUUCUGCAACAAAAGCAGAGACAGUUUUUACUGAAACCGGCUACCGAAAUUGGAAAAAGGCGCUUGAAUCUGGAAGAGGAUUUUCUAAACACGAAUGUAGCGAAUCCCAUAAAGAAGCCACUGAAAGACUGAUUACUGCGCCAGGUACAUCAAAGGACAUUGGUGAAAUCAUGGUAGAUAAUCUUGCAGCCACAAAGGAAAGGAAUAGACGAAUGCUGUUAAAACUGUUGCAAAGCGUUCGAUAUCUAGGGCGACAAUCACUUCCGUUUAGAGGCAAUUGGGAUGAGGAAACACACAGCGAGUUGAAUUCGAACUUCCACCAGUUAUUUUUACUCCGAUGUGAAGAUGAUAAGGAACUGAGUGCAUGGCUUGCAAAAAAGCAAAACUACACGUCACCGGCUAUUCAAAACGAAAUGCUGCGAAUGGAAGCACUUAGUAUUUUACGUGACAUUGCAAAAAAUAUUCAGUCAGCUGAGAUUUUCACAAUCCUUGCAGAUGAAACAGGGGAUGUCUCAAAUACGGAACAACUUGUCAUUUGCAUUCGGUGGGUUGAUGAUGAAUUACAGGCUCACGAGGAGUUCAUUGGCCUCCAUCCACUACCUGAUACUAGUGCUGACCAAAUCGUUUUUUUAAUCAAAGAUAUUCUUUUACGAAUGAACUUGAAAUUAGAAAAUGCUCGCGGCCAAUGUUAUGAUGGAGCUGCAUCCAUGGCUGGUCACAGAUCUGGAGUUGCUACCCAAAUCAAAUCGUUGAAUGAAAAAUGUUUGUACACUCACUGUUACGGACAUGCUUUGAAUUUAGCUGUUGGCGAUGUGAUAAAAGAAAUCCCUGAACUUAAAAAAGCGUUUGGAACUGCCUAUGAAAUAUGUAAACUUGUCAAAAAAUCGCCAAAGAGAGACACACAAUUAAAGAAUAUCAGAGAAGCAACAGGAAAUGAAUCCAAGUCGGUCCAUGAGUUUUCUCCUACACGAUGGACUGUGCGAAGUGAGGUUCUUGAAUUCUUUCUUGAAAACCAUAAGGAAUUAAUGGAGCUUUGGACAUGGUCAUUAUCGAAUGUUAAGCUUCCAGAUAUGAGAGCGAGAAUCAACAGAGUAAUGACUGUUAUGUCUAGUUUUAAUUUUGUCUUCUGCUGUUGUCUUGGUGAAACCCUAUUGAAACAUACAGAUAAUCUUAGCAGGUCUCUCCAAGGAGAUAUUUCGGCAGCAGAGGGACAGCAACGGGUGUCGGAAGUCUUAGCUGUGUUAGAGAAGAUCAGAAGCAACGAAUUGUUUGAGCUAUUUUGGGAGCGAGUUCUUGUCUGGAAAUCACAACUCGGAGUAUCUGAUCCUAAACUUCCACGAAAAAGAAAGAUGCCAGAUUAUUUUAACAAAGUAUCAGAUGGCCCUCCUGAAACAUAUCAUUUUCAUGACACUGCCAAAGAUCACUAUCGCCACGUUUACUUUGAAACUUUCGAUCUAGUUAUUAACUACAUCCAACAAAGAUUCGAUCAACCUGAUUACAAGACAUACGUCAAUUUACAGGAAGUUCUUUUAAAAUCGAUCACUGGUCAGGAAUGGGAAAGUCAUCUAAAAGCAGUUUGUCGUUUCUACGAAGGAGAUAUCAACGAGUCACUUGCUAAAGUCCAAAUACCGCUACUCCCAGUCAUCGCAUCCAACCUUGGUUACGACAAAGAGAAAUUCAAAGUAACCGAUCUAAUCAAGCUGUUACAAAGUUUUGAUCAAUCUCAAAGAACUCUUCUAAGUGAAGUUGUCAAAAUAGCGAAAUUGUUGUUGGUAAUGCCGUCCACAAACGUCGUCAGCGAAAGAUCGUUUUCUGCUUUGAAACGAGUCAAAACGUACCUUAGAUCAACAACCACGAAUUUACGUUUGAACAAUUUGAUGGUCCUCCAUAUUCAUACUGAUUUCGUUGACAAAAUGGAUUUAACUCAAAUAGGAGAUGAAUUUAUCGAUAAACACCAAAGCAGAAUAGAAACUUUUGGCUAUUACAAUAGAUAACAUUUUUAGUCUUUUGUUCAUGAAAUUUAUGUAAACGUUUGUUCCCUGAUUUAAAAAAAAAACUCAGAAAACUGGAGCAAUUGUCUGUAUUUUCCUUUAUUUUCGUGAUUUCUAGUGAUUAAAUUUCUUUAAAAAGUACUCUCAAAAAGGCUGUUUUAGCCAAUCUAGCGCACUCAAAAUUCAAAAAUUUUCUUGGCCCGUCGGCCCCAAUCAUGGUGGGGCCUCCUUAGACACUGAAACUAGGCUGCUCCCCCCCCCCCAAAAAA